AUGUCUUACGCUGCCCGGCUCUCCGAUUCUGAACGCAUCAGUAGUCAGGUUCACGUUACCAAAUGUCCGCUUUGCGCCGGCAACAGCAACAGCAUCCCUAGUACCGCGUCACCAAGGGCUCCCAGACAACCAGCCGGAGUCCUCAAGCCACCAGGCUGCAGCGGCUGCAGGCCUCCUUCAUCUACCGCCACGAAGAAGAAGCACGUGAGGUUUACGGAGGAUCUCCCGGGGGCGGGCGGACAGAAGAGAAGCUUGGACGUUAAGGAGCGAGCCACGGCCCGUGAUCUACUUUCCAUGGCUGCUGUCGUGAUGCUGGUUGUGGGGGUCGUUGCGGGGGUUCUAGGAUUGAUAUGA
This is a messenger RNA of Tricharina praecox, 354 nucleotides long. RefSeq lists its product as uncharacterized. Lineage: Eukaryota; Fungi; Ascomycota; Pezizomycetes; Pezizales; Pyronemataceae. The coding region runs from base 1 to 354 and encodes 117 amino acids. The record is from RefSeq and is a predicted model, not a curated record. The transcript has a single exon.